This is a messenger RNA of Rhea pennata, 1918 nucleotides long. It is a transcript of the gene BLCAP, whose product is annotated as BLCAP apoptosis inducing factor. Bases 409 to 672 code for a protein of 87 amino acids. The record is from RefSeq and is a predicted model, not a curated record. NCBI's taxonomy places the organism in Eukaryota, Metazoa, Chordata, Aves, Rheiformes, Rheidae. The transcript is spliced from 4 exons.
CGCGGCGGGGAGCGGCCCGGCCCCCGGGGGCCCCCCGGGCCCGGCGCGGCGGCGUGAGGCGGCAGCUCCGCGGCCUUGAGGAAACAGAACACUUUGUAACCUGGACCCUCGAUUAGUCAAGGAUUUGCUGCUUUUUUGGAAGAAGUUUGCAAUUAUAUCACACCAUUUCUGAAUCUGCAUCAAAUGUUUCAAGGAAGUUGCAGGGAGGAGGCUCCAGCAGAAUGUUUGGAGAUCAGAAGGGAACCACAGCAUGCUGAUUGUGGGGAGAACAGCAGGAACAUCCUGGGCUCUCUGCAGCUGAGGGGUUUGAAAACAGCCUGAAAGCCUGCUGACCAGAGGAGUGGCUGAAGACUGUUCUGAAAGCACAUCUGACCACUGCUGCCACAGGGCCCCUGCCAGCCAGACACAAUGUACUGCCUUCAGUGGUUGCUACCUGUCCUCCUGAUACCCAAGCCCCUCAACCCAGCCUUGUGGUUCAGUCACUCAAUGUUUAUGGGCUUCUACCUGCUCAGUUUCCUCCUGGAACGGAAGCCUUGCACAAUUUGUGCCUUGGUCUUCCUGGCAGCCUUAUUCCUCAUCUGCUACAGCUGCUGGGGGAACUGCUUCUUGUAUCACUGCACAGGAUCCCAGUUGCCGGAAUCAGCUCAUGAUCCCAGCAUAGUAGGCACCUAAAAGCCAAUAAUCUUCCAGUCUGCUGACAGCUCUGGUUUUGCUUUUAAGAAGGGGGGAGGGGCUAGGGAGGAGGGAGGGGGUGUUAGGCAUGUGACUGGAGUACAAACAGCCUGUUUCCUGUAAUGUAUGUGUGGACUAGAGCAGUAUAUUUCUGAGCAGCCCUCCCACUCUGCCUGUGAAAUUUGACUUGUUUACUGUGUGAACUCUGGCAGUGCCACCUGCCUUUUUUUUUUUUUUUUUUUUUUUUUUUUUAGAAGCAGAAAAAUUUUUUUUUCCUUCCCAUAUCAUUGGGAAUGGGUAUCAGCCCUCCUAACUGAGAACCGGUGGAAGAAGGAGCUGUUGCCUCUAUCCAACUGUUGCAUGGUGGAGUUCUGGGUCACUCACUCAUCUGCAUUAGGCCACAGUGGUCUGACUUCGGGCUCUCAGCCCACUGAUUCUGCUCAAGUAUACAAGAUUCUCUCCGUCUUUCUGUUUACGGGGAGCCAGCCUUCCAACCUUGCUGAUGAAGGGAAAGCUCAACAGCUAACAGAUGCACUUGGCCAAAAGCUGCUGGAGCCUGAGGCAGUUGAGUCAUCUCCUCCUGCUCAUCCUGCCAAAGAGAGAUGUGUGCACUGCCCAAGUGCUUUCUGAACUUCUUACGCUCUAAGAUCAUAGCCUGAAAAAAACCUCAGUUAUGUUGCUGCUUUUACAAAGACUCACAUGCAGUGAAGACUGCCUCUUCUCCUCCUAGAUUUCUAGGCUUUACUGAGUUAUUGACUGUUGGGAUAAAGAACGGUUAUGGUGCAAGAUGUGGGGGGUUUUAAAGCCACUUGAUAAACCUCACCGUGAAAAAAAAGUCAUGCUAACUCAAAAGGCAGGGCAGGAAAGGAUCCUGAGGCGGAGCGUGGCUUGAAUAAUAACUUCAGCCAUUCUCAAUGACAAGCGUUUGCAGGCCACAAGUGACAGAAGUUGCCGGUACUACAGAAUGGAGAAGGGGAGAGGCUAGAGAAGUGCUCGGUGUCUCCUUUUUCCCUUGGCAGAAGGGCCUCAGGAAGCUUGGGUGGUGGGGAGUAGAUCUUAUGCGGCCACUGCUGUGCAGACCUCCUCACAGCAUACAUCACUUGAGUCUCAUAGUGGAGAGCAGCAGAAAUGCCUGUUGUCCUGAGGAAGUUCAAGCUAUGAGAUUGUGAAACUUCCAGAGUGUUGUUUGUUCAUUGCACAGCUGUUCAAAAUGUUUAAUAAAGCUUUAUAAACUUUGGUCUAUGGA